UCUUGGCAAGUUAUCGCUUUGCCUUUCUCAUCACUAAAAACAGCGGCAUUUUAUUGUAAAAAUUAGAAUUUGUUAAUAAAAAGUAUAAUUAGAACUGUUCAUUAUGUCUUUUAUGAACCCCGUGGAUAUGGUGGAUGAGGACGCCGCCGACCUGCAGUUUCCCAAAGCUGAGCCACUGCUCAAGCCACAGGUCAAGCGGUUCACCCAUGCACAGCUGGAUGAAAACACCAGAAGUUCCUUGGUUUUGUAUAAUCCCCACACGCUGCACAGGUUUUUGGAGGAGCUGAAGGAAGUGACGCAUGAUAAAAAAUGCACUGUGCCAUCGGCUUCAAAAGAUGCAAAUCGAUGUGCAACGUGUCGUUGCAGUCUCGCAGAGCCGUACAUAAAGUGCUCCGAGUGCCUGGACACCCUGCUGUGCCUGCAAUGUUUCUCGCGAGGAAAGGAGGCCUUUUCCCACCGCAAUAACCACGCCUACAUUAUAGUCCGCGACAACAUACAGGUUUUCGCAGAAGAGCCGCAUUGGACGGCCCGGGACGAGCGAAUCCUGCUAAAGACACUGCGCACCCACGGCUAUGGCAACUGGGAGGCGGUAUCCCAGGCCCUGGACCAGCGCCACGAACCCGCUGAAGCGCGACGCCACUACCACGAUUGCUACUUUGGCGGGAUAUUUGAGCGACUGCUCAAUCUGCAGCACGCAAGGCAUAGCUAUGUUCCCGAGCGAAUGCCGUAUGUCUUUAAAAUGCGCAGCUUGGAUCCACCACGUCAUGACGAUAUCGCCUCAAUGCAGUUUAAACUAAGCGCAGGCUAUCGCUGUGCAAGAGGCGACUUCGACACUCCGUACGACACCUCCGCAGAGAGUCUCAUUUCUAUUAUGGUGGAUCAUAGGGACAGGGAUGACGACCACGAGACGCCUGAGAGCGAUUUUGAGAGUGAAGUGACAGAAGAAUUGCAGCUGGGACUGGUUCGGGCAUACAACAAUCGCCUCAGAGAGCGGCAGCGUCGUUACAAGAUUAUGAAGCAGCAUGGUCUCAUAAUGCCCAAUCGCACUGUCAGCUGGAUUUCCAAGUACGUGCACGCCUUUAGCAGUGACGCAAGUUGCAUGCGUUUCUUGGGCUUCAUGCAGUUAUGUCCCGACCCCAUUAAGUUCGAUAUGCUGCUGGAGUCCCUGCGUUAUUGUCGGGAGCUGCAUAGCCGGCUGCACAAACUAUACGAUCUGCGAGAGCACGGCGUUCGCACUCAUUCUGGAGCCAAACUAUAUGCCCGUCUGUGCAAAGAACGUCAGCAGGCUCAGCGAGAUUACAGCAGGCAGAAGCAAACAGAUGCUUUCGACUGGCAGCAAUUGGUGCAGCAUUACGAGAGUAAUAGGAGCGAUGAUCCCGGGCCCCUGUCGAUUAACUCGAAGUUAUAUGCUAUUAACACGCGGCGCAAGGCCAGUCCUAUUGAGAUUGGAGAUCUUCCUGGUUACACCAAACUGGAUGAUGGCGAGCGAAAGUUGUGCAGUGUGGCUCGUUUGGUUCCGCAAUCGUACUUGGACUACAAAAACCAACUGGUUACGGAACAAGCAAAGCUCGGAUAUCUGCGAUUGGCCGAUGCGCGACGUCUCAUUAAAAUAGAUGUGAACAAAACGCGCCAGAUCUACGAUUUUUUGCUGGAACACGGCCAUAUCAGCAGACCACCUUCUUAUGGCUAGCGCCAACAUUUUCUCCAAUGUUUCACUUAGUUCGAGAAUGCCGAGACGCUGCUGAUAUCGGAGGUGCACAUGCUUCUCGAUCACCGCAAGCGACAGAACGAAUCCGCCGACGAGGAGCAAGAGUUCUCCGAAGUCUUCAUGAAGACGUACGCCUACACGGAUAGUUUUCG
This is a messenger RNA of Drosophila yakuba, 1860 nucleotides long. RefSeq names its product DNA-directed RNA polymerase II subunit Rpb4 (gene Polr2D). Gene Ontology annotation, molecular function: translation initiation factor binding; transcription coactivator activity; nucleotide binding. The transcript is spliced from 5 exons. Lineage: Eukaryota; Metazoa; Arthropoda; Insecta; Diptera; Drosophilidae. Bases 104 to 1690 code for a protein of 528 amino acids. Gene Ontology annotation, cellular component: SAGA-type complex; RNA polymerase II, core complex; P-body. The record is from RefSeq and is a predicted model, not a curated record. Gene Ontology annotation, biological process: mRNA export from nucleus in response to heat stress; chromatin remodeling; positive regulation of translational initiation.